UUUUUGGCUUUGCGGUUUCUCUGCUGGCUCGGAGAGGGCUCCUGAGCUGGGUGGAAGUCUGGAAAGGCACUAGACUUCUCUUUGCAGUUGUGUUUGUGUACGACAAGAGGAGCUGGCUUGUCACUGACUUUAUCUCCAGGCUUAGAACACGCGAGACUGAAUAUACAAGUGGACAGUAGACAGACGUAUAUGAAAAUAGAACUUCGACACACAACCUGCCCAGGAAUCCAGCCUCUUAUCUACAGUCAGCAACCCAGGAACCCAGCCCGGUCUAAGUCAGGCUUGCCAGAAGCCAGAUUCCUAUCUCCAGAGACAGUCCAGGAAGCGAAGCAGUGACUUCUGUGACAGUCGCCCCCAGAUGGCCAGGACCAGAUGUCUGUGACCUUUGAUGAUGUGGCCGUGACUUUCACCCAGGAGGAGUGGGGGCAGCUGGACCCCGCCCAGAGGACCCUGUACCAGGAGGUGAUGCUGGAAAACCGUGGGCUCCUGGUGUCUCUGGGGUGUCCCGUUCCCAGGCCUGAGCUGAUCUGCCAGCUGGAGCAUGGGCAGGAGCUGUGGAUGGGGAGGAAGGACUGCUCCCAGAGCCCCUGUCCAGGUGACAAAGGAAAACCCAAAACCGCAGAACCUACCCCUUGUGAGCCAGCCCAGUCUGAGGGAGCCUCACUCAAGGGACAAUUAACACAAAGAGUUUCCAAGGGCUCUCAGUUAGGCCAAACUGGGGAUCAAAAAGGGUCAUUGGAGAUGCAGGAAGGACACUUGAAACCAGAGACAGAGCCCCAGAAGGAGAAGCUCCUUCAGAAACCAAGCUCUGAACAUGGCAGCUUAGGGACAGCUGAUGGUGUGUGUUCAAGGACUGUAGAGGAGCCAGUCCCCCCAGCAGGUGCUGCCCAUGCCCAUGACUUGUGUGGAGCAGGUGGAGAUCUCAUCAUUCAGGAAGAGGAAAAUAUCUUUAAAUGCAACGAAUGCGGGAAAGUUUUUAACAAGAAACGCCUCCUCGCCCGACAUGAGAGGAUUCACUCUGGAGUGAAGCCCUAUGAGUGCACAGAGUGUGGGAAAACAUUUAGUAAGAGCACUUACCUCCUUCAGCACCACAUGGUCCACACGGGGGAGAAGCCCUAUAAGUGCAUGGAGUGCGGCAAGGCCUUCAACCGCAAGUCACACCUCACCCAGCACCAGCGGAUCCACAGUGGGGAGAAGCCCUACAAGUGCGGUGAGUGUGGGAAGGCCUUCACCCACCGCUCCACUUUUGUUUUGCAUAACAGGAGCCACACUGGGGAAAAACCCUUUGUGUGCAAAGAAUGUGGGAAAGCCUUCCGAGAUAGGCCAGGUUUCAUUCGACACUACAUCAUCCACAGUGGUGAGAAUCCGUAUGAGUGCUUCGAAUGUGGCAAGGUCUUCAAACACAGGUCAUACCUCAUGUGGCACCAGCAGAGCCACACGGGGGAGAAGCCCUACGAGUGCAGUGAGUGUGGGAAGGCCUUCUGUGAGAGCGCCGCCCUCAUCCACCACUACGUCAUCCACACGGGGGAGAAGCCCUUCGAGUGCCUGGAGUGCGGGAAGGCCUUCAACCACAGGUCAUACCUCAAGAGGCACCAGCGGAUCCACACUGGGGAGAAGCCCUACGUGUGUGGUGAGUGUGGGAAGGCCUUCACCCACUGCUCCACUUUCAUCCUGCAUAAGAGGGCCCACACUGGAGAGAAGCCUUUUGAGUGCAAAGAAUGCGGGAAAGCCUUUAGCAAUCGGGCAGACCUCAUUCGACACUUCAGCAUCCACACUGGAGAGAAGCCCUAUGAGUGCACGGAGUGUGGGAAGGCCUUUAACCGCAGGUCUGGCCUCACCAGGCAUCAGCGGAUACACAGUGGAGAGAAGCCCUACGAAUGCAUGGAGUGUGGGAAAACCUUCUGCUGGAGCACAAACCUCAUUCGCCACUCCAUCAUCCACACUGGAGAGAAGCCCUAUGAGUGUAGUGAGUGUGGAAAGGCCUUCAGUCGCAGCUCCUCCCUCACUCAGCAUCAGAGGGUUCACACUGGGAGAAACCCCGUGAGCGUGACCGAUGUGGGGAGACCCUUCACAAGUGGGCAGUCCUCGGUUGACCUUCAAGAGCUCCUGUUAGGGAAAGACUUUUUGAAUGUGACCGCUGAGGAAAAUCUUUUGCCAGAGGAAACAUCCUACUCAGAACCUGAUCGUUCAUACCAAAGAGAAAGCCCGCAAUUUCCUUCCCUGUGAGAAAGCCUGUUGGAGGAUGUCAUUUAUCAUCUAAAGAGUCAUGUUAGAGAUUGACCCAACCUAGAGCCUUACUCUACAUCUGAGACUCCAUCUAGGAGAGAGACCCAGUGCUUAUUAUGCAUUUAGGAGAACCUUCAGCUAUGUGUUUCACCUUAGUUUACACUGCAGUGUUAUCUCAGGAAUUUCUUUUUUUUUUUAAAGAAGGGAGAGACUCAGAAUAGAAAAUGAACUACAAAAAAGUUUUUCACACUCCUUGCCAAGCUGUGGCACUUUGUCAUGGUUCCUUAGUUUACUUGGCAGGAGGAGCAUUUUGUUUCCUUGGUACAAGAUCUAGACUCUGUGUGUCUUGUAUAUACAUUCAUUGCUGUCCAGUGUAAGGAGAGUUAGACGGGUCUGGAAACUUCUCAGUGAAUAUCCUUUUUGUUCUAAAUUAUUGUCUCUAUUCUUAAGGACCUUAAUUUUUGUGAGAAAUAGUGGUUUGAGCAAUCAAAUUCCUUUAUAUUUAAGGAGAUGAAAAUCCAGAUAUGGAUGGGCACGUUCUAUUGUACCAAUUAAGACUAUUUAGGCUUUGAUUUUUAAAAGACAAGUCUUUUCUUCAUAUGAUUUUAAAGACCUAAUACUCAGACUUUCUCUUGUUUCUGUACUAUUACUGGUCUACCUGACCGCUGUAGCUAUGUGGUCAGUCUUUUAAUAGGGUAAAGUGAUUCCUCUCUGUUAUUUAAAAUUGAUUUAGCACUCCUUGUUACUUUGAAUUUCCAUGUAAAUUUUGAAUAAGUUUGUCUAUUUUUACAAAAAAAAAAAGACUGAAUUUUGCUAGAAAUUGAGUUACAUUAGCAGAUCAGUUUGUUGAGAGUCAGCAUCUUUGCUGUUUUGAGUCUUCCAAUUCAUGAAUAUAUUAUGUCUCUACAUUUAUUUAA
This is a messenger RNA of Camelus dromedarius (Arabian camel), 3143 nucleotides long. Its product is annotated as zinc finger protein 805. Gene Ontology annotation, biological process: regulation of transcription by RNA polymerase II. Gene Ontology annotation, molecular function: DNA-binding transcription factor activity, RNA polymerase II-specific; RNA polymerase II cis-regulatory region sequence-specific DNA binding. The coding region runs from base 373 to 2226 and encodes 617 amino acids. Lineage: Eukaryota; Metazoa; Chordata; Mammalia; Artiodactyla; Camelidae. Gene Ontology annotation, cellular component: nucleus. The record is from RefSeq and is a predicted model, not a curated record. The transcript is spliced from 4 exons.